Molecule: messenger RNA, 1185 nt
Organism: Staurois parvus
Lineage: Eukaryota; Metazoa; Chordata; Amphibia; Anura; Ranidae
Source: the annotation of a GenBank genome assembly
AUGGCCGUCCUGGAUCUGGCCCUGCAGGGACUCGCCAUCUUCGGCGUCGUCCUCUUCUUCGUCUUAUGGUUCAUGCAUUUCUUAUCCAUUAUUUACACGAGACUACACCUUAACAAGAAGGCAUCUGACAAGCAACCUUACAGCAAGCUUCCUGGGGUUUCCCUUCUUAAACCAUUAAAGGGUGUGGAUCCUAAUCUCAUCAACAAUUUAGAAACCUUUUUUGAACUGGAUUAUCCAAAAUUUGAAAUCCUUCUCUGUGUGCAAGAUGUUGACGAUCCGGCAGUGGAUGUAUGUAAAAAACUGCUUGGAAAAUACCCGAAUGUGGAUGCCAACUUAUUUAUAGGUGGCAAAAAGGUUGGCAUUAAUCCAAAGAUAAACAAUCUAAUGCCCGGAUAUGAACUUGCUAAAUAUGACCUCAUCUGGAUAUGUGACAGUGGGAUUAAAGUGAAACCUGACACAUUGACUGAUAUGGCUAAUCAGAUGACAGAGAAGGUUGGCUUGGUCCAUGGACUUCCUUAUGUAGCAGAUAGGCAAGGCUUUGCUGCUACAUUAGAACAGGUUUAUUUUGGGACUUCCCAUCCAAGGUCUUACAUUUCUGCUAAUGUGACUGGUUUCAAGUGUGUUACUGGUAUGUCUUGUUUGAUGAGAAAAGAGGUUCUGGAUCAAGCAGGAGGCCUUAUUGCGUUUGCCCAAUACAUAGCUGAAGAUUAUUUCAUGGCCAAAGCAAUUGCAGAUCGGGGAUGGAAAUUUUCUAUGGCUACACAGGUCGCAAUGCAAAAUUCUGGUUGCUACUCCAUAUCUCAGUUUCAAUCUAGGAUGAUUAGGUGGACUAAGCUAAGGAUCAAUAUGGUUCCUGCUACAAUCAUAUGCGAGCCCAUAUCUGAAUGUUUUGUAGCCAGUUUAAUAAUCGGCUGGGCGGCACAUCAUAUCUUUCGAUGGGAUAUCAUGGUGUUUUUUAUGUGUCAUUGUCUAGCAUGGUUUAUAUUUGACUAUAUUCAGCUCCGAGGUGUUCAGGGAGGUUCGCUUUCUUUUUCAAAAUUGGACUAUGCAGUGGCUUGGUUCAUUCGUGAAUCUAUGACGAUAUAUAUUUUUCUAUCUGCCCUUUGGGAUCCCACGAUCAGUUGGAGGACGGGACGGUAUAGGUUAAGAUGUGGAGGCACAGCUGAAGAAAUUCUAGAUGUAUAG